Hypomesus transpacificus is the source of this 1995-nucleotide messenger RNA. RefSeq names its product spermatogenesis associated 6 (gene spata6). Bases 76 to 1626 code for a protein of 516 amino acids. Gene Ontology annotation, molecular function: myosin light chain binding. Gene Ontology annotation, biological process: spermatogenesis. Lineage: Eukaryota; Metazoa; Chordata; Actinopteri; Osmeriformes; Osmeridae. The record is from RefSeq and is a predicted model, not a curated record. The transcript has 11 exons.
UUCCCGGUUUCCUUCUUGUUGGUGGCAGCUAUGGCAACCGAGUUGCUAGCGUAGCCCGUUACCAAAUGUUUGAAAAUGGGCCGGUUGACUCCUCAAAAGAAGAAGCAUUUUUCGGUUAAAAUGAAUCAAAAAUCUAUGAAAUGCACCGUGCGCGUGAGAAUACAAGCUAUAACAUGUCCUGGAGUGGUUCUGCCCUGCGGGAAGGACGUCUAUCUGAGUGUGUGUGUGAUGGGCCAGUACCGGAAGACAGGCUGUCUGCCUCCCGUAUUCCCCCUUCUCUUCCAUCACAACAUGGAGUUCGUCAAGUCCUACUCUGGAGCAUUACAUCCUAAUGACAUAGCAGACCUACUGGAAGCUGACAUCACAACCUUUGAACUGAUUCAACUCCUCCCCCCAGAGGGUGAGGUCCUGGCCACUGUAGAAGCAAACACAAGAGAGUUCUUGUACCCAGGACCCAGGCAGACGUGGAGAGCAGGUGCUCCUGAGAGAGAGAUUCUGAUGAAGAGAUCCAUCACUUUCCCGGGAAUCUCCCCCAAAGUGGAGUUUACUACCACGUCCGUCAUCCAGGAGUGUGAUGGGAGAGAUAUCAAGCUCGCCUCGCCUCCCUGCUGUCCUGACCCAGCCACGCCCAACCCACCUCCGUCUCCGGGCCAACGGGGUUCCCCUCGCGCAGUGGCUGAUGGGAGCUGUAGUCCCAGCGGGUACCAGCAGCCCACGGUGGCGUCUCGGAGCCGCGCCCUGUCUCCAUACACCCACCGCCGGAUGUGCCAGCUGUCCUGGGACGCUGUUCAGAGGCUGGCUCACCUCCGCCUGGGCCCACACCGCUUCCGGAAGGAGACCGACACGCACACGCCCUUCCUGGUGCCUCGUUCUCUCAGCUCCUCCAUGGUAGAGUCUCCCUCACCUCGUCUCUCCGCGCCCAGACACACACGCAGUCUGCACUCCAGCCUCUCUCCAUGCCACACCACCCAACACACAGACUCCUCCCUCUUGGGCUCCUAUAGGCCAAAGUCUGGAAGGAAGUCCUCCAAACAGGAAGUUCCCAAAACACCCUUGAGAGGAUUCCUGCCUCCGCCAGCCCAGUCCACCCCUGGCUCCGCCCCCGGGAGACCCCAGUCCACCCCUGGCUCCGCCCCCAGGAGACCCCAGUCCACCCCUGGCUCCGCCCCCGGGAGACCCCAGUCCACCCCUGGCUCCGCCCCCAGGAGACCCCAGUCCACCCCUGGCUCCGCCCCCGGGAGACCCCAGUCCACCCCUGGCUCCGCCCCCGGGAGACCCCAGUCCACCCCUGGCUCCGCCCCCAGGAGACCCCAGGCCCUCAGUGGCUCCUCCCUUAGAGAGAGGUUCCAGAACAGUCCGUCCAGCCCCUGGGAGGAGAUCCACAGACGAGUCCAGAACAUUCUGCGGACGCACCAGUCACACAGGAAGCUCAGCUUUGACGAUGAUGAGGAGGACGCACACAGCUCCACAGCUCCCCCAGGAGAGAUGUCGGGGCCCCUGGAUGAUGGACCCUCCUGGAGGAGCCAGGGGACCCACGGCAGAGGCACCCCCCCCAGAGCCGUGUUUGAGCAGAGCCUGGGGAACAUCUACCACGACAUGUACCAGCAGGCCUCCAGCUCCACAUGAGGGAGAGAGAGAUGAUUGGGGGAAGUAUUUACGGUGCACCUGGGGUGGAUGGGAACACCCUACUGAAGGACUACUAACCAGCCUGGCCUUGUACUGAAGGACUGCUAACCAGCCUGGCCUUGUAAUGAAGGAGCCAGGAGUGACACGGUUAUUUGUUUUGCUGGAUGUGAAUGAAUGGGGGGGAAAAGGCAUUCAAGAAACAUAAGCAUGAAGACUUAACUAUUAUUGUUAAUUGAAUUGAAUUUUUCAAUUGAAUGUAUUAAUGAAAGUUCACUAAUCAGCCUUCACAUUUGUAUUUUUGUACCAGUGAUAAUAUUUUCUCUCUCAAUCAUUAAACACAAUUCUACCAGAUUCUACUUUUUUUCUUUU